AUGUUUGAGAAGCCAGCAAUUAGAGCGUAUUAUGCGGGAUUACGUGAUUCAGGAUACCCUUUGCGUCAAUGGCUGCUAACACCAAUAUCAAAUCCUACCACUGAAGACGAGGAAUACUAUAAUAAAAAGCAAAUGUCAAYCAGGAGCGUAAUUGAACGCUGCAAUGGAGUAUUAAAAAUGCGAUUUAGAUGCUUGUUAAAAGAUAGGACCUUACACUACAAACCAGAGAAAGCAUCUUCUAUUAUAAAUGCUUGUAUAGUGCUGCACAAUAUGUGUAUCACAAACAACAUAGAGCUGAUUGAUGAACCUGAUAUCCAAGGGCUUGAUGAUUUGGGUAUGAUAGAAGAUGAAGAUAACUUGGCUGAUUUAAACAACAGAAAUAUAGAUUUAAGUCUAGGAAGACAACAGAGAAAUAAUGUAAUAAGAUAUCUAUCACAAAGAAAUGUUAUGGAUGGAUAA
Diuraphis noxia (Russian wheat aphid) is the source of this 459-nucleotide messenger RNA. Its product is annotated as putative nuclease HARBI1. The record is from RefSeq and is a predicted model, not a curated record. NCBI's taxonomy places the organism in Eukaryota, Metazoa, Arthropoda, Insecta, Hemiptera, Aphididae.